GUGAGCUGAUUGGCUUCUGGCUGGGGAUUUCGGGCGCGCGCGCUCUCUGAUUGGUUACUGUUGUGCACACGGAGGCAAUGCGCAGAGUCAGCGCUGUAGUGCGGCGGUGCGGGAGGAGCGUGCGGCGUGUUUCCGGGAGUGACGGAUCGGCAGUAGGGGAGCGGGCGGUUAAAAAAACACGGCGAUGGAAGCCGAGUUUCGGGAAAUUGAUGAAUCCGGGAACUGGAACGCCAUUUACCAGGAAAUCAGACAACAAUCAAGUGAACUGCCCUGCAAGAUUGCCAAACUUCCAGAGAACAGAAGCCGCAAUCGCUACAGAGAUGUCAGCCCAUUCGACCAUAGUCGAAUUCAUCUUCACCUCGGCAGCAAUGACUACAUCAAUGCCAGUCUGAUCUCCAUGGAGGAGGCACAGAGAAGCUACAUUCUCACUCAGGGUCCUUUACCUAACACAUGUGGGCAUUUCUGGGAGAUGGUGUGGGAGCAGAGGACUCGUGGAGUAGUCAUGCUGAACCGUGUCAUAGAGAAGGGCUCGGUGAAAUGUGCGCAGUACUGGCCACAGAGGGAGGAGCGGGAAGCUGUUUUUGAGGACACAAACUUCAAGCUGACUCUCGUUUCGGAGGAUGUAAAAUCGUACUACACAGUCCGGCAGCUGGAGCUGGAGAAUCUUUCAACUCAGGAAACCAGGGAGAUUCUUCAUUUUCACUAUACCACCUGGCCUGACUUCGGUGUGCCCGAGUCUCCUGCCUCUUUCCUCAACUUCCUGUUCAAGGUGCGAGAGUCAGGCUGUCUAAACUCAGAUCAAGGGCCUGUGGUGGUCCACUGCAGCGCCGGCAUCGGUCGCUCCGGGACCUUCUGCCUUGUAGACACCUGCCUCCUGCUGAUGUCUCUGCGGAAAGACCCGUCCUCAGUCCAGAUCAAGGAUGUUCUCCUGGAGAUGAGGCGGUACCGGAUGGGUCUGAUCCAAACAGCAGACCAGCUCCGAUUCUCCUACCUCGCCGUUAUAGAGGGCGCUAAGUGCAUCAUGGGAGAUACCUCUAUCCAGGAGUCAUGGAAGGAGCUGUCAAAUGAGGAAGACCCUCCCCCGGAAUUCACUCCCCCUCCUAGGCCACGGCCACCAAAGCCCCUCUACAAUGGACCCCAGCCCACGCCCCAGUUUUUCCCUGAGCAUGAGAUUAUACAGGCCAACAACGUCAUCUACACACACAGUGCUCCUUCAGAACCGGAGCUUCGCAGACGGACAGUGGCAACGGUGGCGGCCUCGGCAGCAGCGGAGUUUGAGACGCCGACGAUGCCUGGCGACGAGCCCGAUGCCAACGCUCCAAAGCCAAGCGACCCAGUCACCGCGACGACAGAAGCUCCGCCCAAACCAUCACGGUCACCACCAGAGAAGAGGCCUGCCGGACAGUGGAGCCCACUGCUGGCUAGCAUGUGUGUGUGCGCUGUGCUCACUCUGGGAACAUACAUCUGUUACCGCGCCUACUUUCACUGAUUAUCGUUUUCUCUGUCUCUCUCUGUGUCUCUCUCUCUGUCUCUCUCUUUCUCUCUCUCUCUCUGUCUGUCUUCCUGCCUCUCUAGCUCUCUCUCUGUCCCUCCCUCUGUCUGUGGUUAGUGUGAGGGUGGGCGAAUAGGUUCUGCUGGCCAGCCAGCUCUCUCUACCUCCUCUGACAGAGAGAGAGAAUUAGAAAAAAGAGAGAGAGAGAGAUGAUGGAGAGGGACAGACACCUGCCAUCAAGCCCUGUCUCUGUUUGUUUCAAAAUUUUCCCCACUUCUUUUCCCUACACAGUUUGGGAAAGGAUGUAGAGAAAAGACUUUCUUAGCCAAACUGCUGUUGUACCCUAUUACACGACACAAACACAACACACACAAGCAGUCUGUCUGUUGGAUAGCUCAGGGCCUCACAUUUCAGGUGUCCCCCAAAUAUGACAUCCAGGUUUUACUUAUCCAAAUAAACCCUUUUAUUAUUGCUGCAAUAAGCAAGGGAAUGUCUGUGUGUCUACUGUGUGUGUAUAGAGGAUGUCUGUUUUUGUGUCAGAGUAAUAGGUUGUGUGAAUACAUAUCUGUGUCACAGUUUAAGUCAGCGUUUUGAAAAAUCAGUGCAGUUUGCGUACACCAUAACUGCCACACAUGGACUCCUGUGGCUUUGGCAGUGUGUUUAGCCUUCCCAAAUAUACAGUGUUUGUUUCUCUUCUGGUUUUUUUUUUUUUUUUUUUCCCCCCUGCUAAGCUUUAAUGAUGCCCCUUGCAGAGCUCCGAAUUGUGUGUAUGUGUAUGUGUAUGUGUGUGGGUGUGCGAGUGGGGAGAGGAGGGAGUGGUAUUGAGUCCACUCAAGAUUGAAAGCAAUCUUGCCAGUCAUGAAAUAAAGGUUUAUGUUCUUCCUGCCCAAUUGCAAGGGCUCACAUUUGCACUUAGCCUGUUUUGAAAACGAAACGUCAUGAUUGAAAUAUCUAGAUCAAAGAUAAGACACCAGCGUGUCCAUCCUAUUGUUUGCAUGGAUUUGCGUUACCUCUUAUGGAAACUUGUGGGUUUUUGUUUCUCUACUUUGGUUUUGCUUCCAUUUUUACAACUUGUCCAUAUUCCAGCCGUCUUGUAAGCAUUUGAUCAACAUAUUCAGGGACACUGACCUCGUUUGUAUGUUGUAGUCCAGCUCCCUGAAAGCUUUUCUGGCUCAGACCCAUGUAAUGUCCUGGGAAGGGGGAUGGGGGAUGUUGUGAACUUUUCUUAAAUGUUAUUUCAGGGUUAUGACCGUAACCUUUGCAGGCCGCAUUUACGCACAACACUUCCUAUGAGGACACGUUUUGGCUUGAUCCCAAACCCAGUUCGGCGUUUACAAUCAUAUUGGAGGCAGCGUAUAAAUGUUUAAAAAGCUUUGACUUCAACGCAUCAUAUAGCCACCAGGAGGUAGCAUUGAGUUAUGCUCAUCAGCAAAAGCAUCUUUUUAAGGGUCAUCAUUUCCUCCUCUUCUUGCUCCUUCCCUAGCAAUAUAUAAAUCCAUCAGAAUGUUUGUGUGUCUUUAGAAAUGGCUGUUCUUGGGAUGCAGCUUGUAGUUUGUAAUGGCAGCUGUGACGUCUGGUUCCUUCGCCAAACGCCAAUGUGGAUAAAUGAUUUUUAUUUUUUUUCUUCUGCUUGAGAACAUAUGAUUUCCAAUUCCCAUGUUUUGUUCUUUGUGACAACUUCUGGAUUUUAUGAAAAACCAUUUAGGAAUUUGUCAUUUGUAUACUCCAGACAACAUAAAAUGAAUGAAUGAGUGAAUAAAAUAAAAUAAAAAUAAAUAUGAUAAAACAUGAAAAAAGCAAUGCUACGAGUAACCUGCUUUGGUCAUCCGUGCAGUGCUCAGCUGUGUGACUAAAAACAGAUCAUUUCUGCUCAUAGAUGGUUAUUCAGGAACAAUUUUUUUCAGAGAAUGUCAAAAGUGGUUGUUUGUUGUUGUUGUUGUCGUCCAGGACUCUAUUAAUCAUAAACCUUAUUUUCUCUUGUAGUUUCUUGAGGAAUAAACUAGUGUUUAGAAAAUAUUGGAUUUUAGGCUCAUCAGGAUGCUUCAGGUAUAGCGAUCAGUUGUGGGGUUAAUGGCACUGUUGCUCUGUUAGAUUAUUCUAAUUAAGAGAGACUAAUGAGAGAAAGUAUUUCCUUCAAAGUGGAGCAUAACCAUGGAACAGCCACCUAAAUUCCGAUUUACACAUAUACCUCUUUAAAUGAUGAAACAUUGGAAUGAAUUAAAGCAGACAUGAAUGACUGAAUGGAAAUUGGCAUGGAUUCAAACAGGAGUCUAACUGGUUUAGACUUUCAUUUUUUUUUUUUUUUUUUAAAUAAAAAAUAUUUCCUCUCAGUGUACUCAGUCUUUUGUAACUCUGCUGCCUCUUUUUAAUCAGUCCAAUAAGACUUUUGAUUGUAUUUCACCUCUCUGCUGGGAAAAAUGAUUGCUUGUCCACUGCAGCUCUACCUUUGGUUUCAUGGUUCGAGUGCUAAGGUCCAGUUUUAAUCUAGUCACCAUUACACAAUGCCCAGUUCUUGUGUCCUGUCCUGUCCUGAACCUCUAGAAUGUAAUAACCUCUUCAUGGACAUCCUCUUGUCGCUUUGUGCCAGGUAUAUGACUUGUGUGUGAGUGUGUGUAUGCCAAUGUGUGAUAAAUUUUUUGGACUGGCAAAUUGGCAGAAUCUUAAAAAAAAAAAUCUCACCCUUCAUAUGGAGGGCUUCACUGUUCUUCUUUUUGUUUUUGUUUCUGUUUCCUUCUCACCACCUUUUUGGCGUCUAUUUUUUAUUGUUAUCCAUCUUAGUUUUUUUUUUUUUUUUUUUAUAAAAAGGACUACUGCUUUGUUGUGGUUGGAUCUGAUUCACAUUGGAGAUUUUUUUUUUUUAUGUUCAGACUGAAAACCAAACAAAUGCUGUGGUAAUAAAAUCAUACGUCUUACA
This is a messenger RNA of Pangasianodon hypophthalmus (striped catfish), 4406 nucleotides long. RefSeq names its product protein tyrosine phosphatase non-receptor type 1 (gene ptpn1). The transcript is spliced from 10 exons. Gene Ontology annotation, molecular function: protein tyrosine phosphatase activity. Gene Ontology annotation, biological process: protein dephosphorylation. NCBI's taxonomy places the organism in Eukaryota, Metazoa, Chordata, Actinopteri, Siluriformes, Pangasiidae. The record is from RefSeq and is a predicted model, not a curated record. The coding region runs from base 185 to 1489 and encodes 434 amino acids.